AUUCCUCUUUAAAAUCACUGGAAUAAAUUAUUAAAUUAAAUUAUAAAAGAUUUUUGAACAGUUGUUUUAUAGUGUAAUGAAAUUUCCCUCUUUUACAAUUUGUACUGUAUUUUUGAUCAAAUAAAUGCAGCCUUGGUGAGCAGUAGAAGCUUGUUUUAAAACCUUUAAAAAUCCAACUGAACCCAAAGUAAACUUUAGUGGACAUAAACAUUAAAUGGUUAGAAGAGUAAAUCAAACAGGAGUGAAGAUGAAUAUGACCGCUAGAGCGCACUCUAGCCAUACCACUAAAACGCCACUUGGACAGGCGAAGAAAAAGAAGAAAAGGGAGGAAAAAAUCUCGAAACAAAGAACUGCAAAAGUUUUUACGGUUAAAGCAAGUUCACGGAGACUAUGCAGACAAAACUGAGCUUUUGUUUAUAAAGGCAGCAACUAAACGCAUGCGCCUGAGCCUUUCUAAAGCGCAGCAAUGAUAACGAGGAUGAUCAUUUGUUCAGCGCUUUCCCACUGCGCGUUUACAAACUGACUCAUACUGUCAGCGUUAUCUCUCAUCAGAAAGAGGAAAAGCUGGAUCCCCCCUCAUAUUCCCCAGGGGUCUUUCUCUCUCUCUAACCCCGACCCCAUGCUUUAGUCCCGCCCUCAAUCCAAGCAACUAUCUGCAUGUAAAAAAAGCCACAAGUCACGGAAACCCUUAAUUGUGACCAAAAAUAAGACCGAGCGCACUUAUUAUUCAAGCUGGAAAUAAAGCAUGCUUCAGAAGGAAGACAGUCGGAGGAGGAAAUGGGAUUUACUUUGGAAAACGCAAACCAUUCAAUCGUUUCUCUAGUGUGUUUUGGGCUGAAACACUUGGGAGUUUUCUCAAACUUUGAGCCCUUUCUGAAUGCAUGGAUGAGGGAGGCAAACAUGCGCAAAGGUCUGGAUGUAUAACUGUUUUACUAAACAAUCAUCUGUUGUUCGUGACCAAUUUUUUUGUAUUCCUCUGCGGGAAACACUGCCAAGCAACUUUUGUGGUUAAAUGGGGGCAUUGUGAGUUGUUUUCAGGGGGGGUAAAGGCGAGCACGGAAAAAGGAGGAGAAGAAAAGUUUGGACUAUUUAUCAAUGAACUAAGAGAAUAGACAAGUGGGAGGACAGGCAUCGCGAUGGCUGAAAGGGAGACUGAGAGAAAAGCGCCUGUAUAUAGAAGCGUCUCUUUUAAAAAGUUGGAGAGCUGGAGCGCCAAGAAGCGCAGAUCAUUUGGAGAGGAUUUGGAUAGGUGCGGUGCCCUUCCCCCAGAGCACAGCGCGCAGCCAUCACAGGCGACGCACGCUGUUACUGUAUCCAGAAAAGUUUCCAAAAUCUCAGCGGCCAGCCUCUCGACCGCAGACCUCAAGAAAGCCUCUCCUGGAAUAUCUCCAUCGGUUCGGCAGCUCUCCGAGAAGUUUAACUCGAGCACAACCGGCACGCAGAGCUCAUUAAUCAACACUGGAGGCGUUAAAAACACAAAAAGCGCCGAAGAUUUGUCUUUGAGCGAGAGCGGCUGCCUAUCCGAGGAGUUUUCGGAGUCUGCGACCGAGAAACUCAAGGAGACUGUUAGAUAUAGCUCGGCUCAAGAGUCGGUGUCAGGGUCGGAUUCGGACAGAGGAGAUAAACACAGGCUCUGGAAGACUGUGGGAGGCACGAGCACAGGGAGCCCAACAUGUAAUUCUCGUCGUUGCUAUCAUCCAUCAUAUGGAGAGACUAUUCAUGUUGAUGCGAACUGGCCUAGCGUUACUAAAAUUAGAGAACUAUUUGGGGAUGGACGCAGAAAGCAGCAUAGAUCGACUUCAGAUGCGGAUGACUUGAAAUCAGCCUGUCAACAGCUACAGCAUUUCGACGCUAAAGAGGGCCUCUCAACUCCAGACAAAAGUGACAAACCAUUCCCCCACCAGCCGAGGGGAGCCUGGCAAGAUACAAACAGCUCUCAUUAUGACAACAGUGCAUUGUAUGAGGACUAUUCGAUCUCUGACUUCCAAACUUUAAGUGCUGAAAGCCAUUCCUGUGAGAUUUUUAAUUGCGGUUCAACUCCUGCUGGUAGAACGACCGCUUUGCCCCUCAGGUCUCACCGUUGGCAGGAGCAGAGACAGAGGGCAGAGCAGCCACAGCCACUGGAUAGCUCACAUUCCUUGCAUAACUCCUCUAAACCACAGACAGGGCCCUCCGUGGAGCUAGCCAUUGCUCUGAGCUCAGGAGAAGAGGAGCUAAGCGGACGGACAGGCGGAAAGUUCCCACAAAACAAGCAUGGCACCAGGGCUAAGUUGAGAGGAAGGUCUUCAGGCAGUGAGGAGGACAGCCCUGCUGCGCUAGCUCACAACAACCGUGACGUUAGACGCCGCUCACUAAGGAAGAAGAAGAAAAGCAGUUGCAGCAGAGACAAUGAAGAGUCCGAUGAUAGUGACGAGCAGCCUGUAAUGAUGGAGCCGUGUGAUUCUCAGCCAGUGGGCCGCAGGAUUGAGGGUUUCCGUUCUAGGGGCUGUUAUACAGGCCUGUCAUGGGCACGAGACAACCCAUCACAGCGGUCCCACAUGACUAAGGAAAACUUUAGGCACAUAUAUAGAAACUUCGAGGGGUCAGUUGGAGCUAGUCCUGUUCCUCAGGUGUCACGGGUUUCAAAAGUCACCAUACCUUCAUUUACAUCUAGUCCAUUAGGUUCUAGAAGUAGCAGCAGGUAUUCUAGCACAGAGACAUUAAAAGAAGAGGAUAACAUUAACAGCUUUGGCAGAGCCUCAUCCGCUGUUUUGAGUAAAACAUACCAUGGCAAUGCUACUAUGUACCGCUCACCUAGUUUCGGUCAUGGAGAUAACUUUUCCCGUGGCCCAGUUCGUGUUCGCCCUAAGAUUGUGCCCAGCCUUAACCCAGCAGACUGUAAAACGGGUAGUUCAGAAAACCGAGUUUUCAGCAACUCUUUAAAUAAUGAAAAAGACAGAAAUAGGAUUUCCCUGUCCAACCCUGACAUUGCUUCGGAAACACUGUCACUUCUUAGCUACCUUAAGACUGAUCUUUCAGAGUUAAGAAUGAGGAAAAAGGGACAAGACGAUGAGGAUAGUCUGAACUCUGAUCAAGGCACAUCUGUGUACAGAAUGGGCUCCAGGACAAAUCGACUUCACCCUGGGCGUCCUUCCUUGAAGGAUCUCACUGCCACUUUAAGAAGGGCAAAUUCUUUUACUUACUCUGAGAAGCCAAUAGUACAGCGAUAUUACGGUAGUGGACCAGGCUUAAGGAGUUCCUCUGAACAAAGACUCGACUCUGAAGGCAGUGGUGAGCAGGUGAUAAUUGCUGACAGAGAAGUGGAAAGCGAUGACUGCAGAAGUUCUUAUGGAUACGAUGAGCCAAUGCCAACACCUUUACAAGACCGUUAUUUGCAGGAAGCCAGACAGGUAAUAAGAGACAUUUGUCAAAUGGGUGAAAGUAAGGAUGAUGAUUAUGUGGAGGACAAUUUUAAAACAAAACCCAGUGACGCUAAAAUAAAUAAUGAAGAAGGCGAUGAGACGAAGCAGGAGGUAAGGAGACUUGAAUACCCUGUUUUUACUGGGUGCAAGGAAGAGGAGGCUGAUGGAAAAAGUGGAAAAUGUUUACAGAAGGGAAAUUCAGAGGAGAACAUGUUCUGUGAUAAGUCAUUGGAUGAACUCUCUGGUCAUGAAUCUAGUCUGACAGAUGAAGGAAUUGUCACAGAGCCAGAGGUUGGCUCAUAUGGGGGGCUGUCCUGCAGUAAAGACGUGCUGGGUCAGACCCUCGCCGUUUGGAAUCAGUCAGGGUUGUACGAUGAGCAAUUGCCUGAUACAACACCAGAGGAAUCUCUUUCAUCUCAGAUUCCGUCUGUUAGGACGGAGUGUGAGGGAGUAGCCAUAGGAGGAGACAUUAGCAGCAGUAAAAAUGUAAACCAGGGGGCCUUAGAGGCUCCAAAUACUCCUAGUGCCAUUCGCAGACGAAGGAAAUUUUCCUCAGCUGGAAACAACGGCUCAGACUCCAGCAAUGGCAGUAAUGGGGAGUCGAACGGUGAAUCUGCGUACCGCUCCUUGAGUGAUCCCAUGCCUCAUAGACACCGUUCAGUCACAGAGGAUGGAAAGAGCUUCUCGAUGGACAGCAACCUGCUUGGCUCGCUUUCUCUAAACUCCAAGGUGGGUGGUAUGGAGUCUUCUGCAGCAGAUCUUUCUGAAUACACAGGCAGCGCUGCCAGUGAUCUUUCCGUGUGUAGCGACAGUCUGAAAGACUACAGUACUGUGAUUCAGAGCAUUGUAUGCGAGCCUGGUGCAAUGGACAAUCUUAUUGACGAAAAAGCGAAUGGCAAGGCUGUGAAGAAGAAGAGCUUUAGUGACCCUAGCCGACGUGGAGAAGAAGUGGACACAGUCCUGGAAUUUCAAAAGCAUCCAAACGAGCCAAUUAAUGAGCAAGAACAAUCCAUACCACCUUCUAGCAGCGAGCCCAUCUUAUCAGAGCAAAGAGAUGAGUUGUGGGCGCUAAAUAGUGAACAACGACAGCAUUACUGUUCACCCAGAAGGUCUCGUUCACAGUCUGAGCAUGUUUUGGCAUCCCACCUGGGUCACAAUGGAGAAACAAAAGCAGCAGGUGAGCCCUCCUUUCCUUUUGACCCUAAGCUAGCUCAUGUGUUGUCUCCUCGCAUCAGUCGCAGAAGCCCCAAGAAACGCACAAAUCGCUUUACACAUCAGGUGUCUUGUGAUGAUGCGGAUCACUUAGAUGAACAAAGUGAAGAGCAAUCCAAUGCAUCCUCCCUCCCCCAGCUUCCAUCCUCAAAACCCAAACCCAAGCAUGUACGUCACGCUAGUGAACCUGCCACAUUUGUGCCCAUCAUUCCUUCACAUGGCUCACAGGACCUCCCCAGGUCAUCCCAUGUUACAGAGUCCUCUCCAACCAACAAAAUAGCUCUAGGGGAGGACACUCCAUCAUUGGAGGAUGUCACUGAGCAAUACAUCUUGGCUGUAAAUUCCCCAGAGACCCCGACAGAGACCCCUGCGGCCACUAGUGGGGUGAUUGUGGAGGGAACUACUUCGACACCUUCAGCUCCAGCCACCGCUUCUGAGACGAGACUAGAGAGGAAGUCCAGCGAGGAACUUUCCACUGCCCCUCUGAAGGCCAAACCAAGAGUG
This is a messenger RNA of Danio rerio (zebrafish), 5117 nucleotides long. Lineage: Eukaryota; Metazoa; Chordata; Actinopteri; Cypriniformes; Danionidae. The record is from RefSeq and is a predicted model, not a curated record.